AUGUUCAAUACUAAACAAUUCCUUGUUGUCAUACUCGCAUUGCUCGCUUUUGUUGGCACCUGCCAAGCUGCCACAUUGGCUUUUUUGAGCUUGACAGUUCCAAACACUGUUACUAGUGGCCAAACUUUCUCUGCAAGUGCCAAAAUGUUAGAUUCUAGUGGAAACACCAUGGCAGCUUCUGGUUCUGUUGUUUUGAGUUGGGAAGGAAGUGGUACUUUGGGUGGCUCUACGGUUGCUUCAUUCUCUAAUGGUGUUGCUGCCUUCUCAGUUUCCAUCACAGUUUCAGCUGCUACUUCUGGCAUGUUGAAAGCAACCUAUACUUCUGGUGGAUCAACCUAUUCACAAUCUCUCAGUGUUGAUGUCCAAAUUGGUUCUAAUAAUCCAUCAGGUGAUUAUACAUCUGCUUGGGGUCUAACUUUAUCUGGUGUUCCGUUUUUACAAACAAUACAAAUUUCAUUUGAUGACUCCUUCUUAUUCAUUGAAUCUUUUAAUAAAGUUACUAGUGUUUCCGAUUUAGAAAAGCGUAUUUGA
Messenger RNA from Naegleria gruberi, 531 nucleotides. RefSeq lists its product as uncharacterized. The transcript is spliced from 2 exons. Lineage: Eukaryota; Heterolobosea; Eutetramitea; Acrasida; Naegleriidae. The record is from RefSeq and is a predicted model, not a curated record. Bases 1 to 531 code for a protein of 176 amino acids.